AUGGCCGACCAUACAUUGGACAUCCCGGAGCUCCUCCAGUCCGCUUCAAUCAAGAGACACCCUGACCCGGCCCACGAUAUCAACCCGUCCACAGCGGCCUCGGAAAAGCAGCCCGUGGUCGCAGCCCCGGUAUCCGAUGCUGCCAGCAUCGCCUCCGACAUCGUCGAUCCCAGCCGGGUGAUUCGACCUGUGCGCCGGCGCCAGACACUCCCCCCUUUGCCAGACCUACGCUUCGAGCAAAGCUAUCUGGCCAGUAUCAGGGAUGCUGACACCUGGGGGCGAGUGGCGUGGAUUACCAUCAGAGACCAGGUACUCCUCCCUCUGAUCCAAGGCACAGUCUGGACACUAGCCCUCUCCGGUUGGCGCUUUUGGAACCGCAACGCCUCGCUCAGCGGUCACACACUUGGCAGCCGAAUCCGCAGGUGGUGGUACGAUGUGAACAACUGGAAAGUGCCACCGCUGGGUUGGACUAAAGAUCCGAAGGUGGCCGCGCAGGUCGAAGAUUUUUACGGGGCCGAGUUCUCUAACACGGGUGCGGACUAA
Penicillium atrosanguineum is the source of this 543-nucleotide messenger RNA. RefSeq names its product DUF1770 domain-containing protein. The record is from RefSeq and is a predicted model, not a curated record. NCBI's taxonomy places the organism in Eukaryota, Fungi, Ascomycota, Eurotiomycetes, Eurotiales, Aspergillaceae. Gene Ontology annotation, biological process: mitophagy. The coding region runs from base 1 to 543 and encodes 180 amino acids. Gene Ontology annotation, molecular function: mitochondrion autophagosome adaptor activity. The transcript is spliced from 3 exons.